Lethenteron reissneri (Far Eastern brook lamprey) is the source of this 3051-nucleotide messenger RNA. RefSeq names its product fibrous sheath interacting protein 1 (gene FSIP1). NCBI's taxonomy places the organism in Eukaryota, Metazoa, Chordata, Hyperoartia, Petromyzontiformes, Petromyzontidae. The record is from RefSeq and is a predicted model, not a curated record.
AUGUAUCAUUUUACAAAGUGCAUCAUGGACGAAUGUGCUUUAAACAGUUGCCUAGCAACGGCGUGGUCCAGUCAGGCGAGCCAAGGCCCGUGCCGGGCAACACGACGUGUUAAAAUGGACAUCGUACGGGGCAGCCUGGAGGAGAUUUCGCGUGCGCCCUCUUCGGGACGGACCAGGCCAGGGAGCCGCGCGGGCAGUGCUGUGGCUGGGGAGCGGUCCCGGUCCAAUGUCUCUCCUGCAGGAGGGGCCCUAGAGGUCUUGAGUCCUGAACCUCCAGCCCUAAAGGAUCGUACUAUUUCAAUAGAAGAUAUUAGCGAUUUAUCUACUGACUCUGAUACAUGUUUAAAUGAGGACAUAGUUGUUCAAAAAUACAACUUUGAUCCAACUGCAAAUGCUGAUAAAAUGUUAAAAAUUAGUCCAUGCAUUUUGGAAACCAGGAUUGGUAGCCCUACUGAGUCGGAAGAAGAUCAAGAAGAGCUCAAUACUAUUGCAUUUGCUGGGAAAAAUACCAGUCAAGAGACUCAAGAAGUUGCAGAUCAUACAGUUGACAAUAGGGUUCAGAAAGCUCUGGAGAAGAUGAAGAAAUUGGACAAGAUUUUAUUACGGAAGCAGGAGAGAGAAAAUGAAGUGAAGAGAGAAGGUAGAGAGCUUUUACAAACAUUGUGGAAAGAACUGCAGAAUGGGGAGAAUGUAAGUGUUGAAGAAGAAGAAAAUACAAGGAAGUAUUUAGCCUUGAUCCCACCUACCAGCUGUGCAUGGGAUGAUGACAGCUUUGAUGGGGCUCCAGUUACGCCACUUUUUCACACCCAAGUACCUUUUGAAGAAAAUAAUGAAACACCUACACGGCAGUGUGGGUCAAGAUUAACAAAAAGCUCAUCCAACAGAACCCAACGCCACAGUGCAGAUGGCGCAUCAAUGCGUGGAAUCUACAAAGAAUGUAAAUCAAAGACAAAUCUUCAAGAAAGUGAACGCAAUUUCAUUCGAAAGAACAUAGAGAUGGUGCGAGAAGUGGGAAACCCAAUUCAAAUAACGGAAGAUGAAAAGAGCAGGCUUUUGCACCUUCUACAGGACAUUGAUGAGUCAGAAGAUUCACAUGCUGAUUCUGAGGACAAGCAAGCAGUGGAGUGUGCGGUAGUGAUGGCUGGCGAGGGCUACGUGCCCGAGGUGAAUGAGCAGCAACAGCUGGAGGAGAUAGACAGCCGAUUGCAUUCCAUCCUUCCUGCCGAGCAGUUCGCCCUCAUCAGAAGCACACCUCACCUCGACUGCCACUCCUUUCAGCAGGAGCCUGUGUUGAAUGGAGACGCAGUUGGGGACGGCCCAGGAGAAAAGGCUCUCCAGGACUUCAGGGAAACACGUGAGCUCCAACAGCGCCUGCAGGAAAUUGAGCUACAGUUGGAAAGACUACAGAAUGCAGCAGCAGAGCCGGAACUGACAAGUCUUAGUGAGUUGGACUUGCGCCUGUUACUGAGCAAGUGCCCAGGCUGGGAGGAAAACUCGUCUUGUGAAUCUACGCCUUGUGGUACCGCUUCACCGAGACUGCCAAAGGCAGUGUUCACAAAGCUCUGCCAUGAAGGUCAAGGGAACAUAAGUGUGGCAAGGCACUGUGGUGAAGAGGCUCCAGAGAUGAAUUCCAGUGGGGGCAACCUGCAUGAGGUGCUUUCAAAGAGCGAGCAGUCAGACAACAUGACACCUCAUCUUUCUGAGCAAUCAGAAGAUGGGGUUGAGACUAACGAUUUGGAGAGCUGCGACAGGGAAUGCUAUUACAUGAAAAAGGCUCUGAAACUUAAAAGGGCUAAAAAACCUCUCUCUCCCAGUAAUCCAAAUUGUGGCCAUGACAGCAUUUCUAUGCAAUUUGAACCGAGAGAUGAAAGCACUAACGUUCAGCAAGCAGACGGGGGAACAUUGAGUCUCCAACUGGACCGUGAUCAGACAAGCUUGAGCGAGUCUGUUUUUUCAGACCUUUUAUAAAGAAGGAAUGCAGGGAGGAUAGCGAAGGAAGUAGAAUUCCCAGAGCCACAUUUCUUUAGAGACAUUGUGUAUUACAGACCUUACAUUGGUGAAAUAUUGAUUUUUUUUUUCACAGACAUGUUUUUUUCUCAUGCAUAAUUUAACAAAUUAUUUGUAAAAUAUUGCUUCGUAUUUUUACUUGAGUUAAAGAAUUUCCUUUUGCAAUUGGCCUUGGUUGUUUUUCUUACAUUUUCAAAGGGUACUCUGUGGAGUAAAUGUGUUUUAUGUAAAUACAGAAAACUUUGUUAAUGUUUUAAAUAUCCAUGAACUACCACAUUACAAAAUGAAAACAUUUCAGUAAUGAAUAUUUUUUUACAUAAACAUUUUUUGCCAUGGGCUCAUGGGAUUCACAAGCCAAUUAAAUUACAACUGGUCAUGAUUUAUAUUUAAAGGGAAUUCCAGUGACCAAUGGCUUGUGCAUUCAAGGUGACGGCGUCACGACAUAAAUGUCUCAAAUUUAAGUGUAGCUAAGCUCAAAAUUAAGGGCUUAGAUUGGAAUGUUCUAUUAAAUAUCCAAUGGGGUUUUUCUACGAUAAUAAGAGUAGAAAUUUUGCACGAGCAAGCAAUUCUUGACGAAAACAAAUUGGCGUCUUGUUUAUGUAAUUUACAAAUCAUAUUAUUCUUUCUGGCAUAUAUGAUUAUAAACUGCUAAGUUUACCAUCCUAUGUGGGUGAUUAUGUUAUUUGAAAGUCUUAAGUGAAUGUAAAUAUUGUUCGAUUGUGUGCCGAUCUCAUUUUAAAGGCAUGAAAUGGAAAUAGUCAAUGUGGGUGUUUCGUACGCAUCUGCAUUAUAUGUUGUUUAAUGUAUACUGGGGUAAACCACACUUCUACGGAUUAAGCUCCUGAAGAUAAUUAAGAUUGUGAAAGAAAGUCAGUCCUUUCACAAGACACAAAUAUGAACUUGUCCAUUUUCUGUACAGCUUUCCCUUGACUGAAAAUAAUUCUGACAUGGAUAAUUAUUCAAAAUGUUGUUAUUCUGUUGUACGUAUUAAAAUUGAAGACGUCGUUGUUUAUUGACAAAAUAUAAUAAACAUUGCAUAUUGAG